CGCGCAUUGAAUGGCUUCAUUGCUUGAUUGUUUACUCUGGCUGUUGUAGCCGCUGCUGCACCAAAACCAAGGUACAUCGAAUUUAUCUAAUUUCCCACCCAAUUUAGCCCUUUGUCGGGGUUUCCAAGAACCACCCUGCAUCUGACCACAAUCCCUUCGGUCUCCGGAAAAACCCCCACAACCAAGCUACCCACAACAUCAGACAACAAACCAAGUAUGGCACCGACUUGCCCAAGUGAGGUUCAGGAGCGCAAAAUCUUGCGGAGGUCGAGAUUCGGCUGCCGAAAUUGUAAGCUUAGAAAACUCAAGUGUGACGAAGGCAAGCCACGGUGCAAGAGAUGUAGUUCAUUUAGGGUAUUAUGCAAUUUCAUGCCUAAUGUUCCUGACCUACAGCCCGUCACCGAUGACUCAUCAAGCACAUUUGUCGUUCAAGGAAGAGCGCAGCUUCAACCCCCCCUCACCAGUGCUGUCUGGACAUCUGACGCAUCAACAUUCUAUCAACUGGAUGCAAAAUGUCAGGAUUUCGUAACCCGCUACCUAGGGCGAAGUCUUAUCACUCCAGAUGACCCUAAUAUGAUCAAAGUUAAUCGCAAGCUCUUGAUACUAGCCUUUACUCAUCCAUUCUUGAUGCAUGCUUCUCUGGCGGUGGCACUUGCGUAUGACCGCCACCUGAACAGCUCAUUGGGCUGUCGUCGCACUGUAGAAGAGUGCUACCACAGGUCUCAAAGUACAACCCUCUUCAACCGACGGUUAGGAGAGCCAAUCGAAACGAGAGAUAAGGAUACAAUCUGGGGCACUGCGGCUGCUCUCGUUAUUUUGGCUUUCUCGGCCCCUGAUGCUCGUACCCCAGAAGAGUCCUGGCCUCUAAAAUCUUCUGACCCCUCUGAUUUCGAAUGGUUGCGUAUGAGCAGGGGUAAAAUGUCAUUGUGGAGCAUAGCUAAUCCGCUACGACAGGGCAGUCUUUUUCGCGCCAUGGAGUCGACCUUUGCUGAAAUACACUCACCUCUGCCAGAGAAAGGCAUAGACGGUAUAAUGAGGCCUUUAGCUACACUGUGUCAUCUUAAAGACUCAUCUACGCCAGGAAAUAAUCCAUAUUUUAAUGCCGCCCACGCUGUAUCCCAGAUCCAGGAUCUUCUGGAUAGCCAGGUUAAAGUAGGUCAGACUGAGCUCUUCAUGCGUAGCUUACAUGGCCCUUUCGAAUCCUUGCUGCGGGGGAAGGAUCCUGUCGCACUUCUAUUGCUGUAUCUAUGGUACCGCAAAGCGGGCCGCAGUAUAUGGUGGAUUGAACUUAGAGCCAGAGUUGAAUGUCCUUCUAUUUGCUCUUACUUACGACUGUAUCACAAAGGAUACGCCGCUGUGCAUGCAUUCCUUCCAGGAGGUUCUCUUGCAAUGUGAAUAAACCCAACUCGUUCCAACAUUUAAUUGAUGUGCAAACUCCCUGGCCACACAGUUGUGUGCUAGAAUAGUGUAAAGGGAUUCCAAUAUUGUGAUAUGUAAAUGGUGCGAUCGUCUGACCACUGCUAGGUGCUCA
This is a messenger RNA of Talaromyces proteolyticus, 1531 nucleotides long. RefSeq lists its product as uncharacterized. The record is from RefSeq and is a predicted model, not a curated record. Bases 217 to 1395 code for a protein of 392 amino acids. Lineage: Eukaryota; Fungi; Ascomycota; Eurotiomycetes; Eurotiales; Trichocomaceae. Gene Ontology annotation, molecular function: zinc ion binding; DNA-binding transcription factor activity, RNA polymerase II-specific. Gene Ontology annotation, biological process: regulation of transcription by RNA polymerase II. The transcript is spliced from 3 exons.